This is a messenger RNA of Nymphalis io (European peacock), 740 nucleotides long. RefSeq lists its product as uncharacterized. The transcript is spliced from 5 exons. The record is from RefSeq and is a predicted model, not a curated record. The coding region runs from base 36 to 740 and encodes 234 amino acids. Lineage: Eukaryota; Metazoa; Arthropoda; Insecta; Lepidoptera; Nymphalidae.
AUUUAUAUAUUUUCUUAUAUUAAUGACAUUUCAAUAUGAGAAAAGAAAUAUGUGUCUUCGUUUUAUUUAUUAAUUACAUAUUUGUAGCAAACGCUUCAUCUGUGUCUCUUGUUCGCUUAGUCGACCACACUAGCUUUGCGCUGUCCAUAAUACAAGAGACGAUGAGUAGAGUUGAAAAAAGUCACUGGUGUAGCCUGAAAUUAGAAGACAUGUUUAUUAAUAUAAGCGACGAUAUACUAGGAGUGCCAACAUCAGCUGAUGUUGAAUUUACUAACGGUUUCUUGGUAUCACUUCGAAACAUAGAUAUAGUGAGGAGCACCGUGCAACAAGUAUGGAUACCAUUUACCGGGAACACAACGUCCGUCGAAGUACGCGCUACGAUGAGAAUGCUUGAUGCUGUUAUUGGAUAUGACGUUGUUGCCAAAAUGCAAAAAGGAAUAUACCGAUCGACAGGAACGAUGCGGUACCCUGAAAUCCAGUUUCCAUUUGUGAUAGCUAAAAACUUAUUUACGGAUGAUAUAACAGUCACCGUGCGCAGCACACCGGUGAUAACAUCAAAUCUUAUGCAUUUAACGCCAGAAGACGAGAUAAGCAAAGUCGUAACAGUUUUGUUCGACUGGAAUUGUACAGCUAGCAGCUUCCUGAGCUGGGCUACUGAUAUAUUUGCCCCAAUCGCACUCGAUCUGGUGAAGAAUGAAAUUGAAUUCCCUAGAAUAUGUUACAAUUGUAACGUUCAAUAA